Molecule: messenger RNA, 1840 nt
Organism: Lepisosteus oculatus (spotted gar)
Lineage: Eukaryota; Metazoa; Chordata; Actinopteri; Semionotiformes; Lepisosteidae
Gene: colq
Product: collagen-like tail subunit (single strand of homotrimer) of asymmetric acetylcholinesterase
Biological process (GO): extracellular matrix organization
Molecular function (GO): extracellular matrix structural constituent conferring tensile strength
Source: RefSeq, a predicted model, not a curated record
ACGAAAAGCAAGGGAGAGAAGAGAGGGAGGGAGAGAGAAAUCCCAAAGCCAGCACCAGAGCCACGAGUUUCAUUUGCUGAGUAUCUCCAAGCAGCAUGGUCCUGAUCGCAGUUGGAUUUCAGUUCCAGCUUUUUUUCUGCUAUGUGCUAUCUCAGUCUUCCUUCAUGGACAACAUUCUUUCCUUUCCGGCAGCCCUGAAAUCUCUGGAUCACAAAAAGAAACUCAAUAUAUGCUGUCUCUUAACUCCACCACCUCCACCGCUGUUCCCCCCUCCCCCUCUGCUCAGAGAACACAAGAGUCAUAACGAGAAAGUAAAUAACAAUGAAGAUGGAGGGGAAAAGCCCACUCUGCCCACAUGUGUGCCAGGCCCUCCUGGCCCUUCUGGCCCUCCUGGACCACAGGGUCCAAAUGGAAUUCCAGGUUUAAUGGGACCAAAGGGAGAAAAGGGAGAAAUUGGUAGACCUGGAGCAAAGGGUCGGCCAGGUCCCCCUGGUCUCCCAGGCCACCAAGGGCCAGCUGGUUGGCCUGGACCAAAUGGGCCCAAAGGUGAGAAGGGAGACCCGGGUUUAAUGGGACUGCCAGGUGCAAGAGGACCAAUGGGCCCCAAGGGCAUGCCUGGAUACAAAGGAGAAAAGGGUUCCAGAGGUGAUGAGGGAGAACAAGGACUGAAAGGAGAAAAGGGGAAUAUGGGUCUCCCUGGAAUGUUGGGACAAAAGGGAGAAAUGGGUCCAAAAGGGGAGCCUGGAGUAUCAGGGCACCGUGGACCCACUGGCCGGCCGGGCAAGAGGGGCAAGCAGGGGGCAAAGGGAGACACUGGGGCUCUGGGACCCAUUGGGCCUGCAGGGCCUCCUGGUCCUACAGGCUACCCAGGCCCACCUGGUCUUCCUGGGUCAGGGCAUUUCAUGGUGGGACCAAAGGGAGAGAAAGGAGUGCCUGGUCUCCCAGGGCGGUGCUACUGCAACCAACCUGUGACUGUGAAUAAUCCCCCCUAUGAGGAGCCCUCACUUGGUGUCAACUACCCCAGGGUGCCAGUGAUAUUUGUGGUCAAUAAUGAAGAGGAACUUGGGAGGCUUAAUACUAACAAUGCACUGGCAUUCCGAAAAGAUCAAAGAUCGCUUUACUUCAAAGACAUUGAAGGAUGGCUACCAAUUCAGCUAACACCCUUCCAAUCCAUUGAAUAUCCUCCAGACCCUGAUGGCUUCUGUGGAGAUGGGAUAGUUCAGGCUUAUAAUGGAGAGGACUGUGAUGAUGGCAACAAGAUUGUCACAGAUGGCUGCAUUAAAUGCAAACAUGCAUACUGUGGAGAUGGUUACCGGUAUGAAGGAGUGGAAGAAUGUGAUGGAAAGGACUUUGGUUAUCAGACAUGCAAAUCCUAUCUUCCAGGGUCUUAUGGACAACUAAGGUGCACCUCAUACUGUUACAUUGACUCUACAAACUGCAAGUAUUUCACAUGAAGUAAAGAAGGGACAUCGGGCCAUAUCCCGCACUGUCUUGGACGCCUGGUGCUAUAUAACCCAAAAAACGUGACUAAAGCAACAUAAAAACGCAAAGAGAUGAAAAAGAAAAGUAGUAAAACCAAGAAAAAAUAAAUAAAAGCCUUCUGUUCUGUUGCUGCUGAAAAGCCAUAUAGCCAAAGGGGAUUUCUGUAACCCAAAUAUAUGUCCAAAAACACAUAGGACCAUUGCAAUCUGUCUUAAUAAUUCAGCAAAGGAUUAAAUAGGAUUCACUAGGUAGACUUCCAAAGCUUAGCUGGGAAUGCCUGAGGAAUCUGCCCUGCGUGAAAGCAAUGGUGUGGCAGGUGCGGAUUGUCCAGAUCACUGCAGGAGCCUGGUGUAGAUGG